This is a messenger RNA of Mesorhabditis belari, 1251 nucleotides long. Lineage: Eukaryota; Metazoa; Nematoda; Chromadorea; Rhabditida; Rhabditidae. The record is from the annotation of a GenBank genome assembly.
AUGUCGAACGUGAAAGAGCAGGUCUCUCAAGUGGUCGGAUCGGCGAAAGAAGUGGCACAGAAUGUGGGGGAACAGGUCUCCGAUUUCUUCCAAGGAAACCCGUUCGCGACACCGGUUGGCAAGAAAAUAGAACUUGCCACCGACUCUAAUUUGUUGGCCACCGAAAAUUGGGGUCUGAAUAUGGAGAUUUGUGAUUUCAUCAAUGGAUAUGAAGAUGGUCCAAAGGAUGCAAUCCGAGCUAUUCGAAAACGACUUCACAGUCAAAUGGGCAAAAAUAAUACGAUUGUCAUGUACACGUUGACCGUUUUGGAGACAUGUGUUAAGAAUUGCGAUCAUCGAUUUCAUCAUUUUGUUUGUCAAAAGGAUUUCAUUUUGGAUUUGGUGAAGUUGAUUGGACCGAAAUUCGAUGCACCACAGAUUAUCCAGGAACGAGUGUUGACGUUGAUUCAGUCAUGGGCUGACGCUUUCCGAAAUGCUCCCGAUCUUCAAGGAGCCGCUCAAGUGUAUGAAGAUCUCAAAGCAAAGGGUGUUGAAUUCCCGGCCACCGAUUUGGACACCCUUGCACCGAUCAUCACACCAAAACGAACUGUGUUUACGGAACCACCACCACAACAGCAACCACAAGCUCCGAUGGUUCAACCACAAGCGACGACCUACCAAGUCGCUCCUGUCUCUGAGACGCCUGUUCAAGCAAAUUCCGAACAAUUGGUGAAACUGAGGAAUGAUAUCGAUAUGGUGAACUCGAAUUUGAAGGUUUUCCGAGAGAUGCUCACAGAGAUUGUCCCAAAUAAAGUUACCCAAGACGAAUUGCAAUUGAUCCUGGAGUUGAAUCAAGCGUGUCGACAAAUGCAACAAAGGGUGUUGGAAUUGAUUGGACAAGUGUCGAAUGAUGAAGUGACACAUGAGCUUCUCGUCGUUUCAUGUCGAACAAAGAUGCAGAGCAACCGUCCGACGCAGCCGACUCCAAGAGGGAGCAGUGUUGAGUUGAUCGAUGUGCAAGUCCCUUCUGCUCCUCAAACUGUUGCCGACCAAUUGGAAGCUUUGAAACUCUCCUCAACCACCAACCAACCAUCAGUGAUUGAAGAAGCUUACCGAGCCAAUGCUGAACCGCAAGCCUCGGUGGGAAUUCGACAAGCAGCCGGUGAUCGAUCGUUGUCCGUUAGUGAAAGGGAAGCAGCGGAGAUGGCCGAUUGGUUGAAUAUGCAAGGGAAAACAACAAACGAAAAACACGAUCCCGAGAAUGACAAGCUG